AUGAAAUGUAUAAUUGACUAUAUGCCAUAAAAGAUUAGAAUUUUUUUUGUUAAUUUAUUAUUAAUUAUACUGAAAGACACUAAUAUUAAAAAUAAAGACACUAAUAUUAGUUAAAAAAACUUUUAGGUGAAAUCAUUUAACUGUUUGUUUGCAUGUCCUUAACAAUCAGGAACCACCGAAAGAGAAAACAGUGUUAGGACCAAGUCAAUAAUUAAGUAAGGACCAGAUGCCUUAUUAUUUAUUUUUUUGGGAAGGGAUCAGUAGAUGCCUAAUUAAUUAAUUAAAUAAAAAGCCACCAUUUAAUCUCCAAUGCUGCUUCUUCCUAUUUACAAAACUGAAGCAGCCAACUUGAGAGUCAACACAGGAAUAUAUACAUUGUUAUGUAUCAGUAUCCCAAGAAAACAUGAGUUUCUUUAUCUGUAAUUGAUAAAGAAAGAAAGAAAUCAAAAUACAAUAUUUGGGCUAAAGAAGAAAGAUGAUUGGACGCAGAGAAGGAGCUUUAAUGAGAAACAGCAACAGCUCGCAGUCACUUCGCAAAUCAAGAAUCGCAAUUGCCAUUGCAAUUGGAAUAUUACUUGGAUGUGUUUUCGCUUUCUUUUUCCCUAACGGUAUUUUCACUUCCCAUCCUCACUUUAAUUCUCGCCAUCUCUCCAACUCUAUUAACCAGGUUGUAUCGACAUCAUCAUGUGAAUCAUCUGAGAAGCUAAACGUGUUGAGAAAAGAGUUUGCAGCAGCAUCAGAGAAAAAUGCUGAACUAAAGAAACAGGUUAAGGAGCUCACUGAAAAGCUUAGAUUUGCUGAAAGGGGUAAAGGUCAAGCACAAGAGCAAGUAGCUGUGUUGGGUGACCAGCAUAAAGCUGGACCUUUUGGGACUGUUAAGGGUUUGAGAACAAACCCAACAGUUGUCCAAGAUGUAUCAGUAAACCCGAGAUUAGCACAAAUAUUAGAGGAAGUUGCGGUUCAGAGAGAAAUUAUAGUUGCUUUAGCUAAUUCAAAUGUGAAGGAAAUGUUGGAGAUUUGGUUUAAUAGCAUCAAGAAAGUUGGUAUACCCAAUUAUUUGGUUGUUGCAUUGGAUGAUGAGAUUGCUGAUUUUUGCGAAUCAAAUGAUGUUCCAGUGUAUAAGAGAGACCCAGAUGAGGGAAUCGAUUCCAUAGGAAAGACUGGUGGCAACCAUGCUGUUUCAGGAUUGAAAUUUCAUAUCUUGAGGGAGUUCUUGCAGCUGGGAUAUAGUGUUCUUCUCUCAGAUGUUGAUAUCGUGUAUUUGCAAAACCCUUUUGAUUACCUUUAUCGGGAUUCAGAUGUGGAGUCUAUGACUGAUGGGCACAACAAUUUAACAGCCUAUGGUUAUGAUGAUGUCUUUGAUGAGCCUGCUAUGGGUUGGGCUCGAUAUGCUCAUACGAUGAGGAUAUGGGUCUUCAACUCCGGCUUUUUCUAUAUUAGGCCAACAAUUCCUUCGAUCGAGCUGUUGGAUCGUGUAGCCAAUCGGCUUGCUCAUGAGAAGGUUUGGGAUCAGGCUGUUUUCAACGAGGAACUCUUUUACCCUUCGCAUCCUGGGUAUGAUGGACUUUAUGCUUCUAGGAGAACUAUGGAUUUCUAUCUCUUCAUGAACAGCAAAGUCCUCUUCAAGACUGUGAGGAAAGAUGCUAACUUGAGCAAGCUUAAGCCUGUAAUCAUUCAUGUAAAUUACCAUCCUGAUAAACUUCCAAGAAUGAAAGCAAUUGUAGAGUUGUAUAUUAAUGGCAAGCAAGAUGCGCUGAAACCUUUCCCUGAUGGAUCAGACUGGUAAAUUUGUUCUUGCUUAUUUGAUGAUGGCCUCCAGUUUUCCUGCUUAAUUGCUUCAAACAUGACAUGGACCUGUAGUGAAUGAUCCAAAAAAUAUGAUAAGACCAAAGGGAAUUGACGCAUUGUGAGACAAAUUUGAGUUAUGUCACGAAACGACCUCUAUCAAAUUCUGAUGUCAAAAAUUUUGCUUUUCUCUAAAGACAGAUUUUAUGUAUUAUUUCAGUUUGUAUUUUAGUAUUAUUUACUAGUCAUAUUUGCAAUUCGAUGUUUUUAACAGAAGCCUUUCUUUGUUUUCUGGUGCAAAGACAAUGGUGCUUUCUGGUAAUGGCAUUACAGAGGAUUACUAA
This is a messenger RNA of Ricinus communis (castor bean), 2129 nucleotides long. Its product is annotated as arabinosyltransferase RRA3. NCBI's taxonomy places the organism in Eukaryota, Viridiplantae, Streptophyta, Magnoliopsida, Malpighiales, Euphorbiaceae. Bases 476 to 1786 code for a protein of 436 amino acids. Gene Ontology annotation, biological process: root hair cell development. Gene Ontology annotation, molecular function: glycosyltransferase activity. The record is from RefSeq and is a predicted model, not a curated record. The transcript is spliced from 2 exons.